AUGGCUGGUACUCUGAGCGCCCUGCCUGUCAUCCCCCUCGACGAGGCCUACGCCCUCACGGCAGCCUACAAUGCCGACUCGCAUCCGGAGAAAGUGCUGCUGGGAGCUGGCGUGUAUCGCGACGAGAACCUCAAGCCCUGGGUGCUUCCAAGCGUGAAGAAGGUUCGUAAGAGCGAGAUCCUCCACGAAACGGUCGUCGACCACGAAUAUCUGCCCAUCGCAGGGGCCCCGGGAUUCCUGAAGCUCGCGCAGCAGCUCAUCUUCGGCCCGAUCCUCGACGACACAAGUCGCAGCCAUGCUAUAACCAGCGUGCAGUCCAUCUCGGGCACGGGCGCCAACCACCUGGCCGCUCUCUUCCUCGGCCACUACCUGCGGCCCGCCCACGUCUUCAUCUCCAACCCAACGUGGAUGAACCACCAUGUCAUCUGGGAGCUCGCGGCUCCCAGCGUCGUCCGCAAGACAUAUCCGUACUACAACCCGGCGACGCGGUCCAUGGACCUCGACGCCUUCCUAGCCGAACUGGAGACCUCGGCCGUCGCAAACGACGUGGUCAUCCUACACGCCUGCGCGCAUAACCCGACGGGCUUCGAUCCAACCCACGAGCAAUGGGACAAGAUCGCAGAGGUCAUCCGCCGCAAGGGCCUGUUCCCCAUCUUCGACACCGCGUACCAGGGUUUCGCGUCGGGCGAUCUAGACGAAGACGCAUGGGCGAUCCGCCACUUUUACAAAACCCUCUUCGAGGAACCGACUACUUCUCCUAGUCCUGGGAUGAUUGUGUGUCAGUCCUUCUCGAAGAACUUUGGUCUAUACGGCGAACGUGUCGGGGCUUUACAUCUCGCCCUGCCCCCGGGCUCUUCUCUCGCCGGAGCGGAGAGCCAGUUCGCGCGCCUGAUCCGCGGCGAAGUCUCUACUUGCCCCCGAUUCGGCUGCCGCGUCGUCGAGACCGUUCUCUCGGACCCCGCCCUUCGCGAAAUAUGGCAGGCUGAUCUGAAGACCAUGGCCGCGCGGAUCCGUGCCGUGCGGCAGGCCCUGCGCUCCGAGCUCGUCAAGCUGGGCACAAAGGGUGACUGGAGCCAUAUCGAGACCCAGAUCGGUAUGUUCAGCUAUACGGGUCUCUCCGAGGCCCAGGUCAAGCGUUUGAAUGAGGUCCACCAUGUGUAUAUGAUGGCCAGUGGGCGGAUUAGUCUUGCUGGCCUCAAUGAGAAGAAUGUCGGGUAUGUCGCGCGGGCGAUCCAUGAGGUCGUGGAAAAUGCUCCUUAA
This is a messenger RNA of Penicilliopsis zonata CBS 506.65, 1260 nucleotides long. RefSeq lists its product as hypothetical. The coding region runs from base 1 to 1260 and encodes 419 amino acids. Lineage: Eukaryota; Fungi; Ascomycota; Eurotiomycetes; Eurotiales; Aspergillaceae. Gene Ontology annotation, biological process: L-aspartate biosynthetic process. Gene Ontology annotation, molecular function: L-aspartate:2-oxoglutarate transaminase activity; pyridoxal phosphate binding. Gene Ontology annotation, cellular component: cytosol. The record is from RefSeq and is a predicted model, not a curated record. The transcript is spliced from 2 exons.